AUGUCUCUUCGCUCUCUUUGUACUCCCAGCUACAAGACCAAAAUCCUGUUUAGCCAGUUUUUCAAACUGGUACUCAAACUGGCCUUCCCUCUCGCCACCUUUUCUCUGAGAACUGUUGUAGGUUUCGUGGAGUUUAGUCAGCUGGUAUCCAGUGAUUUGAAAGUACUUGGAAGGAGCUCUUACACACUCUGCAGUGAUGGCCAGUUACUUAUUCGACAAGUCCUCCACCCAGAAACAUCUAAGAAGAACUUCCUGCUGUCAGACUGCUUCUAUUCCUUUUAUGAUCUGCGCAAAGAAUUUCACACUUGCUACCCUAGUUCAGCCGCCGUGAAAGACCAGACUAUCAAGACCAUGGCAGAAUAUCUAGGCUUAGGGACAGAUGAAACAGAGGAGGACUUUGGCGUGUGGCAAGUGAAAACCAUGGUGGCUAUCAUUUUCAGCAUGCUCUCUGAAAGUUGUAAUCACAUAUUUACUGAGCCUGAAACUGUGAAAUACAAGUACGAGACAGGUCCUUGUAGUAAAUCUGAAACGGUGGACAGUGAGACAGUAAUACGUGCCAGAGGUUUGCCAUGGCAGUCUUCAGACCAAGAUAUUGCUCGAUUUUUCAAAGGACUCAACAUUGCCAAAGGUGGUGUGGCUCUUUGUCUGAAUGCUCAAGGAAGAAGAAAUGGGGAGGCGUUAGUUCGGUUUGUCAAUUCUGAACAGAGAGAUCUUGCACUGGAAAGACAUAAGCAUCACAUGGGUAGCAGAUACAUUGAGGUUUACAAAGCAACUGGAGAAGAAUUCUUAAAAAUUGCAGGAGGCACCUCCAAUGAAGUGGCCCAGUUCUUGUCUAAGGAGAAUCAAGUUAUCAUCCGGAUGAGAGGCCUUCCUUUCACUGCUACUCAGGAGGAUGUCUUGGGCUUCCUGGGGCCAGAGUGCCCAGUGACAGGAGGGAAAGAAGGACUUCUUUUUGUCAAGUACCCAGAUGGCAGGCCCACAGGAGAUGCAUUUGUGUUAUUUUCCUGUGAAGAAUAUGCACAGAAUGCACUUAAAAAGCACAAAGAAAUACUUGGAAAACGUUACAUUGAACUUUUCAGGAGCACAGCAGCAGAAGUCCAACAGGUACUUAAUAGAUAUAUGUCAACACCUCUUAUCCCCACCCUCCCAACUCCCAUCAUUCCUGUCAUACCCCCGCCAUACACCAUUGCCACGGGCAGCAUACGUGACUGUGUCCGGCUCAGAGGCCUUCCUUACACUGCUGGCAUCGAUGACAUCCUGGAAUUUAUGGGAGAUGCCACAGCUGAUAUCAAGCCCCAUGGAGUUCACAUGGUCCUUAAUCAACAGGGACGACCAUCAGGUGAUGCUUUUAUCCAAAUGAAAUCUGCUGACAAAGCCUUUAUGGUGGCUCAAAAAUGUCACAAAAAAAUGAUGAAGGACCGUUAUGUGGAAGUAUUCCAGUGUUCAGGAGAGGAGAUGAACUUUGUUUUAAUGGGUGGCACUUUAAAUCGUAGUGGCUUAUCCCCACCGCCAUGUAAGUUACCAUGUCUCUCUCCACCAGCUUAUGCUGCUUUCCAAACGGCAGCUGUGAUCCCAGCAGAGGCAGCGCUUUAUCAGCCACAAGCCCUCUUGCCAACCACCAGGACUCCCCAGGCCUCCGCGGCUGCUCCUCCAACUGUUACCUACUACCCAGCUCAGGCUGCUCAGCUUUACAUGAAUUACACAGCUUACUAUCCCAGUCCUCCGGUAUCCCCUACCACAGUGGGGUAUAUUGCAGCUCCUCCAGGAGCUGUAGCCGCUGCUGCCACUGCCACCCACACUCCAAUUCUGCCCCAGCCUGGAGCAUUAGUCCGUAUGCAGGGCUUGCCAUAUAACACAGGAAUGAAGGAGAUACUCAGUUUCUUCCAGGGGUACCAGCUCCAUGCAGAUUCCAUCCUCGUGCUUUACAACUUUAGUGGCCAGCCCAGUGGAGAAGCAUUGGUGACUUUUCCAAGCCUGGAUCUGGCUAAGAAAGCAGUGGCUGAGAAAAACGGACAGCUCCUGGGAAGCCGCUAUGUAGAACUGUACCUGGUCUAA
Messenger RNA from Egretta garzetta (little egret), 2055 nucleotides. It is a transcript of the gene ESRP2, whose product is annotated as epithelial splicing regulatory protein 2. The coding region runs from base 1 to 2055 and encodes 684 amino acids. The transcript has 14 exons. Gene Ontology annotation, molecular function: mRNA binding. Gene Ontology annotation, cellular component: nucleoplasm; ribonucleoprotein complex. Gene Ontology annotation, biological process: regulation of RNA splicing. NCBI's taxonomy places the organism in Eukaryota, Metazoa, Chordata, Aves, Pelecaniformes, Ardeidae. The record is from RefSeq and is a predicted model, not a curated record.